Oncorhynchus mykiss (rainbow trout) is the source of this 3729-nucleotide messenger RNA. RefSeq names its product pipecolic acid oxidase (gene pipox). Gene Ontology annotation, cellular component: peroxisome. Lineage: Eukaryota; Metazoa; Chordata; Actinopteri; Salmoniformes; Salmonidae. Gene Ontology annotation, molecular function: flavin adenine dinucleotide binding; L-pipecolate oxidase activity; sarcosine oxidase activity. The record is from RefSeq and is a predicted model, not a curated record.
CCUGCUGUCAGUCGUUGUUACAUAACGGAAAGUUUGGCCAGGGAGCUGAACUGGAGUAACCUAACACGGGUCAAAUGAGGAGUCGCGGUGCCCUGUGAAUACAGGCUACAUCAGACUCAAGACAUGUCUUCCCAAGACUACGACUGCAUAGUGAUAGGAGCCGGGGUUCAGGGCUCUUUCACUGCCUAUAACCUUGCGAAAAAUAACAAGAAAACACUUCUACUUGAACAGUUUGUCCUGCCGCACUCUCGUGGCAGCUCUCAUGGCCAGACACGCAUCAUCCGCAAGGCCUAUGACGAGGACUACUACACCCACAUGAUGGAGGAGUGCUAUCAGCUCUGGUCUCAGCUGGAGAAAGAGGCCAACGUCAAGCUGUACAGACGUACAGGUCUGCUAGUGAUGGGUCCAGAGCAGGGGGACUACCAGGUGUUCAAGUCCACCCUGGAGAGGAACAAGGUUCCCAUAGUGAUCCUGCCGAGAGAGGAGUUCAGCCAACACAUCCCCCAUGUUAACCUGUCCCAGGGAAACGCAGCCCUGGUGGACACCACUGCCGGAGUGCUGUACGCUGACCGCACACUCAAAACUGUACAGGGACAGUUCCAGAAACUGGGGGGCGUGAUCAAGGACGGACAGAAGGUGAUUGACAUCACACCGGGCUCUGUGGUAACCGUGACGACAGUCAGUGGGGUGUACAGAGCUAAGCGCUUGGUGAUCACAGCUGGACCCUGGGCCAACACCCUGCUGUCCCACACAGGCCUUCAGCUACCACUGCAGGUGAUAAAGAUUAACGUGUGCUACUGGAGUGAGAAGAUCCCCGGCUCCUACAACGUCCAGCACCGCUUCCCCUGCUUCAUCCAGCUGGAAUCAGAGGAGGCAAAGCAUCACAUCUACGGCCUCCCAUCCAAUGAAUACCCAGGCCUGAUGAAGAUUUGCUACCACACGGGCCCUGAGACGGACCCUGAUGAGAGAGACAGACAGACGGACAGAGGGGACAUAGACAUCCUACAGCGCUACAUCACCCGCUGCUUCCCUGGCCUGGUGCCCAUCCCUGCUGUGGUGGAGAGCUGCAUGUACACAGUCACGCCAGACGAUCAUUUUAUCCUGGACCACCAUCCCACUCAUAGUAACAUCGUCAUCGGAGCAGGCUUUUCAGGUCACGGAUUCAAGUUUGGCCCAAUCGUUGGCAAGCUGCUGUGUGAACUGAGCCAGGGAGAAGUGCCCUCCUAUGACCUCUCCCCCUUCAGAAUCAGACGCUUCCAAGCCCACUCCAAGUCAGCACUGUAGGAUCGGGACCGCUGGCUUUAACAACCAUUUCCUCAGGAACCAGACCUUUACAAAAUGAAGAAAUGAAAGGUUUUCAUACCAGUGUGUCUGAAGCCUAAACAAACAAUGGCCGUUCGUAAAUAAUACUUACUUUUCCAGCUAAUCAUUGAGAAAAGUCGGGAGGAGAGCCUUGAAAUGAGAAGAGGAAACAAAUCAAUGAUUCACUAAAGCUGAUUCCUCAGCUGCUGUGUUUGUACUGCUCUGUAAAUCAUACUCUCAUAGCCUCUGCUUGGACCUGGGACCCGUCCUGCAGCAUUUCAGACAAGAUUAAUAAUAAUGUAUUACAUUUGUAAUGCUAUGAUAAUAAAUGAGCAAAUAAAAAAUAGUUUAAAAUAACAAAACAAAUAUAUCUAACCAUAUCAUGAAAGCAACAAAGUCUAAGAGGAAGGCCAUAAUGGAACGGCCAGCUGAUAGAGAAUCUAAAGGCCAACUAUAACAUUGUUGUACAACUGUAAACGCGUUCAUCUGUGACGAAUGGUAUUAAACUUGGGGAAAAAUGGUCCCCUUAUUGGCCCAUAUGAUUUUAUGCAUCACUACCUCUCCCCUUCUCACUCCCCCGAGUGAGGCCUUUUUCAAGUGAAGCACAUAGUUAAAAAGACAUCAGCCGUGGAGCCAUUUGUCUUUGCGCAGCCAGCUGUGUGUGCAGUGUGUGUGCAGUGUGUGUGCAGUGUGCAGCCUUUAGCAACGUGUGCCUCUGCCUGUACCUUUGUCCCCAUGUAAACAUUUUAAUCACUAAUCAGCCAGCCUGUUACAAUGGUUGCCAACCACAGCCAUCAGCGGGAAUGAGAAAAUGACACAGCGAGACGCAGAGAGAUCAGCGCACCACUCAGUCCCUCAGCUCUUAAGUGACUUUGAAUUGAUAGAGAAUUAGGAGAACAUUAAACAUGAAAACGCAAAUAUUCACCCAGCAUUAUUCAGGGGGAAAGGACACACUGGAAAAUCUACUUUUGAACAUGAAUGCAUGGGAUACUCUUUUAAUAAGCAGAGUCACUUUUGAAAGUAGUGCCCUUUUUCUGCCUCUCUAUGGCCAGUUAGCCAGCUUUAUGGUUCUGGGUCCUAGUGCCUUUUUUCUACAAUUUACUUUGCCACAAAUACAAGUUCAUGUAAUUUGGUUGAACUAUCCCUUUAAGCACUUGAUAGUCAAAGGAUAAUGCUGGUCUGUCAGAUGGGGCAAUUAGACUUUACCCUCAGUUAAUCAGACAUAGGCUGUAUUAUAGUAUAGGCAUAAAACCUGAGCUGACAGGGAAGGAGGGCUGGUGGUGGGAUGAACGUAGCCUGAAGGGAGACAUGCCACCACGAGGAACCAGAAACUCACCCUUGUUGCUGCCGAUGUGACAUGGAGAAACAGGAAGAAAUGUAGCUCAGAGAAUGACAGGAAACGGACAAUGAUAGCAACGUUUUCCACAUCACCACACAACUAGAAGGCGGUAACACAGACAGAUAAGCAAGACCUGUUUUUAUUUUUUCUCCUCUCAGCAGGGUUAUUUGUCCUGUCUGCUAGGUAGGUUCAGAGGGCAAGAGUGGGGCUCUUAUCAGAUAGAACACCUGCCAUGAAUUUGAAAAGAUGUGCUUAAGGGGCUUAAGGUUUUCAUCUCUGAUUUGCAUAUUCAAAUAAAUUUCUACCACUGCUUCGACACUAAUAGAACAGUGGCUCUUCUUUUUCUCUAAUAGGAGCUUUUUGUCAGCUUCCAUGGAAGAUUAAACAACUAACAUAACUGUUAGUUUCCUGUCCGUGUGCCCCUAGUCUCCUCUGUUCCCUCUCCGUCUGCCCCUAGUCUGCUCUGUUUCCUCUCCGUCUGCCCCUAGUCUCCUCUGUUCCCUCUCCAUCUGCCCCUAGUCUCCUCUGUUCCCUCUCCGUCUGCCCCUAGUCUCCUCUGUUCCCUCUCCGUCUGCCCCUAGUCUCCUCUGUUCCCUCUCCGUCUGCCCCUAGUCUCCUCUGUUUCCUCUCCGUCUGCCCCUAGUCUCCUCUGUUCCCUCUCCGUCUCCCCCUAGUCUCCUCUGUUUCCUCUCCGUCUGCCCCUAUCUCCUCUGUUUCCUCUCCGUCUGCCCCUAGUCUCCUCUGUUCCCUCUCCGUCUGCCCCUAGUCUCCUCUGUUCCCUCUCCGUCUGCCCCUAUCUCCUCUGCUUCCUCUCCGUCUGCCCCUAGUCUCCUCUGUUCCCUCUCCGUCUGCCCCUAGUCUCCUCUGUUCCCUCUCUCCGUCUGCCCCUAGUCUCCUCUGUUUCCUCUCCGUCUGCCCCUAGUCUCCUCUGUUCACUCUCCGUCUCCCCCUAGUCUCCUCUGUUUCCUCUCCGUCUGCCCCUAGUCUCCUCUGUUCCCUCUCCGUCUGACCCUAGUUUCCUCUGUUCCCUCUCUCCGUCUGCCCCUAGUCUCCUCUGUUCCCCCUCCAUCUGCCCCUAGUCUAUGUUC